Guillardia theta CCMP2712 is the source of this 739-nucleotide messenger RNA. RefSeq lists its product as hypothetical. The annotation marks the transcript as partial. Lineage: Eukaryota; Cryptophyceae; Pyrenomonadales; Geminigeraceae. The transcript has 7 exons. The record is from RefSeq and is a predicted model, not a curated record.
AAGUUGUCGCAGAGUGGUAUGAGCCAAGACUCGUUCGACGAGGCUCUUUCCUAUGAGGGCGAUCGGCCGACCCUCUCGAAAUCAUUUAUCUCAUCUCAAAAUGGCUGGUUUUCAACUGGAUAUGAGAAGAUUGCAAACUUGGCUGCAGCGAUGGAAGGGCAAUCGGAUUACAAACAUAAGGCUAGGAUGUCUGUUUGACAUGUGCAUCGUGCUUACGAGAUCAUAGGAUCUGUCUCCAGUCUCAAGGAAUGGAAAUGAAGUUUUCUCUGUAACCAGAAGUCCCAAUCCGUCGAACUUCAACAUAUCCAGCAACAAAGAAGACAUCUUAUUUAAGCUGGAAAGCCAGAGGUUCGACAGUUUGAGCCGCAUAGAGAGUCAACAAACGACCAACGAUUCCAAGACGGAAAUUGACAGACUGGAGAGGCAAAACGCGGAGUUGACCUCGAAGAUAGCCAAUCUGCAAAGAGACUACGAGAGAGACUAUGCAAAGCUCUUGGAAGCCGAGAGUUAUAAGGCGCAUUACAUGGAAUCGGCAGAGAAGAUGAAAUCUCUCACCGAGGAGUUGAGGAUGGUCGCAGACAAGAAUGUCAUCCUAAAAGCUGAGAACGACAACCUCAAGAUCAGAUUGCAAGAGUUUCCCGAAGAAAAAUUUCAAAAUUUGCUGGCUCAAGUUGAAAGCGCUGUAGAGAACGAAGGGAAACUUCGAAAGCAGAAUGAGCAAUUGGCAAAGGAGAUUGUG